This is a messenger RNA of Rana temporaria (common frog), 1644 nucleotides long. RefSeq names its product putative golgin subfamily A member 6-like protein 3. Lineage: Eukaryota; Metazoa; Chordata; Amphibia; Anura; Ranidae. The transcript has a single exon. Bases 259 to 1644 code for a protein of 461 amino acids. The record is from RefSeq and is a predicted model, not a curated record.
UUUGUCCUAAAUCUUGGGAAUAUGUGAAACCCUCGGACGUUGGUCUAUAAAUGGGCAAUAAAUUGGGAAGACAGUCCGGAAGGUGAGCCGGACCAACCUUCCCCUGUUGAUUUUGUUAGGGGUAACUUGGGGAAUAGUUGUGUUGAACCAUUUUGGCAAAAUGUAUGUGAAAGAGCAGCCCAAUUACAUAUUUCAGGACUGGGGGCCUCGGGACCCUGUUCUGAGGAACAAUGGGAGGAGGUUAGAAAAAUUUGCGGCAUGCACAAAAAACACAACUAUCCACCGAGUACCCACAAUCAGGAAUAUAUGAGAAAUUGUUAUAAAAAAUGGAAAAAGGCAAUGGUUGUGUAUAAAAAGAAAUUGACUACUCCAGCCCCACCAAAAAUGAAAGACAAUCCGUUAGACACAGUUAAUACCUUCCCUCCCCCCUUCCCCCCACAGCCCUCUCCACUCCCUUCACCCCCCACAUUAUCUUCCUCCCUUCCCCCGCCGCGCCCACCCCCAUAUAUGCUAAUCAAAGACAGCGAAGUUCCCAAAUCAAUAUAUCCCUCACUUGACAGUAACACGCUUGCUGCAGUCUUGUACAUAGGGGCAGAUGGGGACAAUAAGGAAGAAUGGGAAAGACAGCAGAAAAUAAAAGAGAGAGAGUUGGAACUAAAAGAAAUAAAUAAGAGAAGAGAGACAGAGGAGGAAGAGUUAAGAAAAAGGGAAGAAAGGCUAGGACGGGAACAAGAAAAGCUAAAGCAAAUACAGGAGCUGGAAGAUAGAAUACAGAAGGAAAAGGAAAUGUUGGCAGACAUAGAGAGGGAGAAAAAACGAAGGAAGGAACAGGAAAGGGAGGAGGAGGAAGAAAAGAAGAGAAAAGUGAGAGAGCAGCAAAAGGAAGAAGAAGAGGAGAGUAUAAGAAGGUUACAUGCUCUAAAUGAAAGGAAAAUUCAGAUACAGAUGGAGGAGACACAGUUAAAAGAACAGGUUGAGCGAGUCAAGGAACUAGCCCAAACCCUAGAAGAGCAAAGAAAGCAAACAGCACAGGAAAAAGCAACCCUAAAGCAACAAGCAAAAAUUGAGGAAAUGGCCCGCACACUCCAACUUAUAGAGGAUGAGAGCCAUAUUACCACCCGCUCGAGAACGGACCAUCUCAAAACACACCCACACACAGAAUCUAAUACUGACCUGGGUUUAAGUGGUAAAUACCCCCUUAUCACAAUGGGCACGACUGAAAUACAGGUUCCCCUCCCCCUGGGCACAAUAAAAGAUAUCAGAGAUUUAUGUCCCAAGCCCCAGAAACACCCGAUGGAGGUAGCACUCUUCUUAGAAAGGCACUGUACAGGUUGCAGGAUGAGUGAGGAAGAUUGUCAAAUCAUUAUACAAGCUGUGGACCCAGACCCUAUCACUUCCAUUGAUGUGUCCACGCUUUUCUCAGAAUCACAACCCUACAAAAAAACGGGGGGAUGGAAAGAGUUUUGGACCUCUGUGGGGUCUGCCUGGCAAAAGGUUUAUAAAAAUCAGUCCGGCAUACAGACUAUGAUGUCAUGCAAACAGAACGGGUCUGAAAAUUUUUAUGAGUAUGUAAAAAGAAUGCAUAUAUUAUACAAAGCUACAGGGCUAGAUAAUGACGAGUUAUUUGUAAAUGUUGUUUCCUGA